UGAGAGGCACCUAACUGUGGGGCUAUCACAAGGACCCAACAACAAUAUGAACCGGGGAAAUUGAUCAGAGUAUGAAGUAAACAUUGGACUUUACCCUGAAAUUUAAAGACUUCUAUCUCUCUCAGACUGCUCACAGUGGGUAAAAUGAACAAUAUGUCCCCUGAAGUCGCACUGCACCGGAUCUCACCUGAGCUGCGUCCCCUGCUGUGCAGUGUGGUGAGGAAUGGCCGUGUGGGGCUUGAUUCCACAAACUGCCUCCGUGUCACAGAUCUCAAAACUGGAUGUACAUCUCUGACGCCUGGUCCCUGUUGUGAUCGCUUUAAACUCCAUAUUCCCUAUGCUGGAGAAACCCUUAAAUGGGAUAUCAUUUUCAAUGCACGCUAUCCAGAAUUGCCUCCAGAUUUUAUUUUUGGAGAAGAUGCUGAGUUUCUCCCUGAACCCUCUGAACUACCACACUUGGUCCACUGGGAUGCUGGGAAUCCUGAAUGUCUGCUCCAGCUGGUGAAGGAGCUCAUCCAGCAGUACCAUCACUACCAGUGCCUGCGUCUGCGUGAGAGCUCCAGACUGCUCUUUGAGUAUGACAGCCUGCUGGAAGACCCCAACUACGGCCGCAACAUGGAGAUUUAUGCUGGACGCAAGAACAGCUGGACAGGAGAGUUUUCUGCUCGUUUCCUUCUUAAACUCCCCGUGGACUUCAGCAACAUCCCCAUCUAUCUCCUUAAGGACACAGCACUGGACCCUGGAGAAGAUGUGGCCCUUCUCUCAGUGAGCUUUGAGGAUGCUGAGGCAACCCAAGUCUUUCCUAAACUGUACCUGUCCCCCAGCAUCGAACAUGCUCUGGGAGGCUCCUCAGCAUUACAUAUACCAGCAUUUCCCAGUGGAGGAUGCUUAAUUGAUUACGUCCCUCAAGUGUGUCAGUUACUCACCAACAAGGUGCAGUAUGUCAUCCAAGGCUAUCACAAGAGGCGAGAAUACAUCGCUGCUUUUCUCAGCCACUUUGGAACGGGGGUGGUGGAGUAUGAUGCUGAGGGAUUCACGAAACUCACCCUUCUACUCAUGUGGAAAGAUUUCUGCUUCUUAGUGCACGUGGACCUCCCGCUGUACUUCCCCAGAGACCAGCCCACCCUCACCUUCCAGUCUGUGUACCACUUCACUAACAGCGGUCAGCUCUACUCUCAGGUGCAGAAGUCAUAUCCUUACAGCCCACGCUGGGAUGGCAACGAGAUGGCAAAGAGGGCAAAGGCGUACUUCAAGAGCUUCAUCCCUCAGUUCCAGGAGGGAGCCUUUGCCAAUGGGAAGCUCUAGCACUGACUGGCUUGAUGACAUGCCUGGAGAGUCGCCUGUGGGAGUGUGUGUGCGUGUGUGACUGUGUACCUGUAGUAUGCACAGACUUGCUGCAGCAGCAGAGUGAUAAUGACAAUAUUCUUCUCAGUCAGUACCUUCGCUUUUUAUUGUAGCCGAUCUCCUGUUUAGUUGGCCAAAAACUGGCUGUGCUGAUGAUUCAAUCCAAUUAAAGGCCUUUAUUUUGAAAACAAAUGCCAAACUGACUGGAAAUAAUCUGACAAGCUUGUACUUGUACAAACCGUUCCACCCAUUUAAAUAAACAUUAUUUGUUGCAUUGUGCCACUGACACCAGAUGUGAACAUGUGUAUACACGAGUAUCUUUGUCUUCUGAUCGUUUGCCACGUGUUUGUCUAAUUUGGCCUCAAUAUUGAUGUUUAAAUGAUCUGUGACUUGCCUUUUAACUGUUUAAAUGCUUUUUGAUUUCUGUGACAAAGUCUUUGUCUGACAUGUUGGCAGUAUAAAACAAGUUCCUCCUGA
Molecule: messenger RNA, 1821 nt
Organism: Haplochromis burtoni (Burton's mouthbrooder)
Lineage: Eukaryota; Metazoa; Chordata; Actinopteri; Cichliformes; Cichlidae
Gene: babam2
Product: BRISC and BRCA1 A complex member 2
Exons: 12
Coding region: 145-1305 (386 amino acids)
Biological process (GO): double-strand break repair
Cellular component (GO): BRISC complex; BRCA1-A complex
Source: RefSeq, a predicted model, not a curated record